Tremella mesenterica DSM 1558 is the source of this 720-nucleotide messenger RNA. RefSeq lists its product as uncharacterized. Lineage: Eukaryota; Fungi; Basidiomycota; Tremellomycetes; Tremellales; Tremellaceae. The transcript has a single exon. The record is from RefSeq and is a predicted model, not a curated record. The coding region runs from base 1 to 720 and encodes 239 amino acids.
AUGAACAAACCACGCUUCUUCAGUAGUUUCAUUGAAGCAUGGAAAAAGACCAUUCAUGAUGGGAUCAAUAUCAAGAAAGCAUAUCAAAAAGCUGGAAUUGCUCCGAGAGACCGGCAAGUGGUCAUGAAUCGAGUCUUUACCUUACCAGCACCCCUCCAAUUACCUACUACACCUGUCACCCCAUGUCCUAAUCAUGUUCUAGAACCUCCAAGCUCCCCAUUGGGUCCUGGUGGUUCUCAACGGCUUGUCAAGAGGGUACGCAGUAAUCAGAAGAAUCCAACACAUGUGGUAUGCAAGAUGAACAAGAGGAUUGUCUCUCUUGAAGCUGAGAAUGCUCUCCUCAAGAAAAGCAACUCAGAUCUUCGAGGUAGCCUUAAAAUGGCCAAUAAAAAGCGAGCUUUCAAGCCAAUUGUACCCGGACACCAAGCAAAACAUGCGAAAUGGAUAGGAUCUGAGGAGGUGCGUGCAGCUAAGGAGGCAAGAGAGGCUGAAGCAGCCCGGGAAGAAGCAGAAAAGCAGGACAAGCAGGCUAGGAAGGAAGCCAGAGCACUGGCCAAAGCUGAUAAGGAAGCUGAGCAAGCUAGGAAGAGGGCUGAGAGAGAAGAGAAGAGACGGGGACAGGAGAGGGUGGAAGGGAUGACAAUCCAUCAACUUGAAAAUCUGGCCCGGAUGGCUUUAUCUCAGGCUACUUCCAUUGCAGGGCCUUCUAGCCUGGGAUAA